AUGGCGGACCUCAGCGCCUAUCGCGACCAGCAGUUCAAAGUGAUUAUUUUCCCUUUGAUCUUUAAAUUUACACUGUUAAACAAACUACUGUUUCAAGGCCUAACGAUAUUUGUUUUGCCCUCCCGGUUUUUAGGGUACGCGCGACGAGUUAGAAAAAAAGUUGGAAACGAGUUCGACAUUGUACGUGGGAAAUUUGUCGUUUUACACAACGGAAGAACAGAUCUACGAGUUGUUCUCGCGAGCUGGGGACGUAAAAAGGAUCAUUAUGGGACUAGAUAAGAUAAAAAAGACUCCUUGUGGAUUCUGUUUCGUUGAGUAUCCUUUGCUGUCGAGAUGAUUAACCUGGUCCCCUGGAUGCAAAGUUUUAGCUUCGCUCUUUUAAAUUUAAUUUUUAUUAUUAAUUUUAGUCAGUUUUAUCAGUUAUAGUUUUUAGUGUAAUGCGCAUUUGAUCAGUAUUGUUUGUUAAUUAGCGCCAUAACAAGUAAUUCAUAUUAUUAUUUUCUUCCAACCCCAUACAUUUAUUAUGCAUUUUCAUGUUUUGGCUCCAUUCAUAUUAACUAAGCUUAUUUAUGUAAUAUAGUAUGAAAUUGCUGCAUGCAUUAUGAGUGUAUGGGGUUUUACGAAAAUCUUGCCAAAAAAAACCCGCUGAUCUUGCUUGGGUUUUGUUCCAGUGAAAAAAGGUUUUCUAUGGGUUGGUUAUACCUUGAACUUUAAAUCCCGUAGUUCUUGAUUCUGAUAAAAACUGCAAACUUUAGCUACAACAUAGAUACUAUACACGCGAGGAUGCUUGGAACGCAGUGUGGUACAUAAAUGGUACAAGACUAGAUGACAGGAUCAUACGCACGGACUGGGAUGCAGGCUUUGUCGACGGACGCCAGUUUGGAAGAGGCAGGAGUGGAGGACAAGUAAGUGCUAAAGAGGUUGUUUACAUAACAAGCAGGACUCACACCAUGAAGAUAAUUGCUAUAGUAAUGAUGUUGAUGGAAUACUGUUUGUGAUGAUUUUGGUGGCUGAGUGUACUGAUGGUUACAUGCAGCUGAUGGUUGUAAAGAUAAUGAUCUUGUUAUUGACAAAAGUGUUAAUGGCAGUGAUGACUGUUAAUGAUAAUGACGAUCAUGGUAAAUAUGACAGCAAUGAUAACUAGGACAUUUAUCAAUGGUCAACAGUUACAAGUUUGGUAAUGACAUUGAACAGUAAUAGUACUGAUUACCAAGCAUAAGGAGCUGUAUAAGAAAAUCAAAGAUUUUUUUGUCCACGACAGUAUUGUGUAAAUAAAUGGUCAACUUUCAGCUGGGGGUUGGGGAUUCUCCCCGCUGCUAAUUGUGUGAUCCCUGGCUACUUUCACUGGGAACAAAUGGAAAAUAGAACUCAACUGCUCAGUUCCCUGCUUAUUACAAUAUACCUGGCAACUUGAAAACUUGUUUAAGUGGUUGCCCUGACUAUAAAAAUAGCAAUAAUAUAGUGAUGGUUGAUGGUGAGACUGAUGAUGGUCUAUAAAUUUCAGGUACGAGAUGAGUACAGAAGUGAUUAUGAUCCCGGUAGAGGAGGAUUUGGCAAAAAAGCUACCAACCAACAGCAGGGUGCAGGAGUCAUUACAAGCCCACCUGUUGCUUAUUCAAAGCGUUGA
This is a messenger RNA of Porites evermanni, 1627 nucleotides long. NCBI's taxonomy places the organism in Eukaryota, Metazoa, Cnidaria, Anthozoa, Scleractinia, Poritidae. The record is from the annotation of a GenBank genome assembly.